UCGUUUUUGCAUUUCACAUUGUUGCUUCAGUAGCGCACGUGUUGUGCCUUUUAUUGUGUUUCAUUUCAAAAUAUAAAGCUUUAGUAAAAACUCUGCAUUAAAUAUGCCGCGUUCAAAAAGGGAUAAGAAAAUUUCCCUUACGAAAACUGAUCGUAAAGGUCUUGCUUGGAAACAACGUAUUAUAGAAGAUAUACGAAAAUGUGUAGGAAUUUACACAAAUAUAUUCGUGUUUCAAGUACAAAAUAUGAGAAAUAAUCUACUGAAAGAUUUACGACAUGAAUGGAAGGAAAAUUCAAGAUUUUUCUUUGGCAAGAAUCGAAUUAUGCAGAUUGGACUUGGUCGCACAGAAGCAGAAGAAAUUGAACCAGGUUUACAUGAAGUAUCAAAGCGUUUAAAUGGCCAAGUUGGUCUUUUAUUUACCACAAAAUCCAAAAAGGAAGUUUUAGAUUGGGCAGAAAGCUAUUGGGCGGUUGAAUAUGCACGCAGUGGUUUCGUCGCUACAGAAACAGUCACAUUACCGGAAGGUCCACUAGAAGAAUUCACACAUUCUAUGGAGCCACAUUUAAGAUCACUCGGUAUGCCAGUUAAACUACAGAAGGGCGUCGUAACAUUGUACAGUGCGUAUACAGUCUGUGAAGAAGGUAAAAUCUUAACGCCUGAACAAGCAAGAAUUCUUAAGCUUAUUGCAAAUCCAAUGGCCAAAUUCAGGCUAGCAAUUAAAUGUUCUUGGAGUAAAGACGAUGGAUUUGAAUUACACAUAAAAGACGAAGUGGAGGGCGAUAGUGGCCAUGGUGAUGAUGCUGAAGAUGAUGCCAUGGAACAAGAUGAGAAUGAAGAUACGGAUGAGUAGAUUAAGUUUUAAAUAUAAAACUGUACAAUAUUUAUUAAGUAAAUAAUUUUAUA
This is a messenger RNA of Teleopsis dalmanni, 903 nucleotides long. RefSeq names its product mRNA turnover protein 4 homolog. Gene Ontology annotation, cellular component: nucleolus; preribosome, large subunit precursor. Bases 104 to 850 code for a protein of 248 amino acids. Gene Ontology annotation, biological process: ribosomal large subunit biogenesis; rRNA processing; nuclear-transcribed mRNA catabolic process. Gene Ontology annotation, molecular function: RNA binding. The transcript has 4 exons. NCBI's taxonomy places the organism in Eukaryota, Metazoa, Arthropoda, Insecta, Diptera, Diopsidae. The record is from RefSeq and is a predicted model, not a curated record.